CCCCCCCCCGCCCCAGCACGGGGCGUGGCCCCGCACCCUCAGCUCCACAGCCGGGCGCUCUAGAGACCCGUCCCCAUAAGGCCCUCCGCGGAAAGGCUUUGGUCUGCGCCCCCGCAGGAAGGUGCGGCCCUGUGUCCUCUGAGAAGAUGUCUUAUGGAUCCAUCGCAGGCAGUGGCGGCCUGGGGAGCCGCGGCCCUUUCGGGGGGCCCUCCCGACAAGGCUACCAGCCCCUAGAGUGCGCAAAGUGUUGGACCGAGUACGGAAUCCGCCAUUUCCCCUGCCCAUCGCCAGAGAGCAGCCUGCAGGACCCCUGUGUGGGUGAGGACGGGGAUGGUGACCUGGGGCCUGCUGGCACUCCCAGAGGCCCAAGGGCCAGGAAGCGAGGGCCAGGGGUCGCGCCCGACAGCAGUGGGACGCCAGAGCCCACCUCGCUGCCCGCUGGCCCACGGAAGGAGCCGGCUGCGAGGGCCCGUGGCCACAUGGCCAGCACCACCCGGGCCAAGAAGAGGAAGCCCAACUUCUGCCCGCAGGAGACUGAGGUGCUGGUGGCCAAAGUCAGCAAGCACCACCAGCUGCUGUUCGGCACCGGGCUGCCGCGGGCUGAGCCCGCCUGCAGGUACCGCGUGUGGAGCCGCAUCCUGCAGGCGGUGAACGCGCUGGGCUACUGCCGCCGUGACCUCGUGGACCUCAAGCACAAGUGGCGGGACCUGCGGGCCGUGGUGCGGCGCAAGCUGGGCGAGCUGCCGGGGGCGGCCGCCUGGCCCCGUGCCACCCCGUGUCAGGCCCUGGCCCUCACGCCGCUGGAGCAGGCCGUGGCCAAGACCUUCUCCUGCCAGGCCCUGCCCUCCGAGGGCCUCGGCCCCGAGCCGUGCAGAGCCACCCAGAUGGACCCAAGUGACCUCCAGGAGCUGUUCCAAGAGGCGUCGGCCAACAUCUUCCAAGUCAACUCCAGCGUGACCUCCUUGGAGCAGAGCCUCCGGUCUUUGGGGACGCCGGGUGACACGCAGGAGCUGCGGGACAGCCUGCACACAGUGCAGCAGGAGACCAACCGCACGAUCGCGGCCAGCGCCAGCGCCUUGAAGCAGACGGCCGAGCUCCUGCGGGGCUGCCCCCAGCAGGAGCGUCUUCAGCUAGACCGCCUGAAAACUCAGCUGUCAGAUGCCGUCCAGCGCUAUGGAGUGGUGCAGAAGAAAAUUGCAGAGAAGUCCAGAGCACUGCUUCCCACAGCGCAGAGGGGUGGCAAGCAGCAGAGCCCCCAGGCCGCCUUUGCUGAGCUGGCUGACGAUGAGAAGAUCUUCAACGGGGGCGAUGGUAUGUGGCCGGGCCACGAGCAGGCGCUGCUUCCUGAGAUCACCGAGGAGGACCUGGAGGCCAUCCGGCUGCGCGAGGAGGCCAUCCUGCAGAUUGAGAGCGACCUGUUAGAUGUGAACCAGAUCAUCAAGGACUUGGCCUCCAUGGUUUCGGAGCAAGGAGAAGCCAUCGGGUCCAGCAGUGGCAAGGCCUCGUGCGGGCGCAGCUCCAGCCCCGAGCCGGCUGUGGCGGCCCUACUGCCCAGGCCGGGCCCCCACUCGCGCACCAAGACACGGAAGCCCAACUUCAGCCCCCAGGAGACAGAGGUGCUGGUGCAGAGGGUGACACGCCACUACCCGCUGCUGUUCGGGGCGCUGCGGGGCCCGCCCGCCCGCAAACACCGGGUGUGGAGCAAGAUCCUGCAGGCGGUGAACGCACUGGGCUACUGCCGCCGGGACCUGGGCGACGUGAAGCACAAGUGGCGGGACCUGCGCGGGGUGGUGCGCAGGAAGCUGGCCGAGCGCCCCCGCGCCCCCGCCAUCCUCACGCCCGUCGAGCGCAUGGUGGCCGAGACCUUCGCGGCCCCGGGCGCCCCCGGGGAGGCCCAUGCCGCCGAGUCCCUCCCAACCGACAAGGAGGACGAGGCCCCUGGCUGCCUGUGGCUGCCCCUGCAGACGCUGGAUGGGCCGAGCCCGCCUGAAGCCGACCCCCUGGACCCCAGAGGAGCCUUCCCUGCGUCCGCCUCCUCCCCGUCCCCGCCCGCCUCCCCGGGCUCAGCGCCCCCGGCGGCUGAGCUCCCUGGGCCCCCCCGGCCCUCGCCGCCCGCCUCGGCGGGACCCCAGCCCUCCGGGAAGGCCACUGGGGCUGAGGCCUCAGAGCUGGAGCGGCAGCUGCUGGACGCGCAGCGGCGGCAGGGCGCCCUGCUCAGCGCCUGGUCCCAGCAGCAGAGCACGCUGAUGGCCCAGCAGAACCUACUGCUGGAGCGGCUGGCCGAGCAGAGCCAGCGGCUGGCCGACGGCAUCGAGGCGCUCACCCAGACCCUGGGGAGGCUGGUGGAGGCCCUCCCGACCCGGGGCACCUCGCCUGCCAGCCCAGGCGGCUCCCCAGGGUGUGGGACCAUCUGCAGACCGGCUGGAGCCUCUCAGGGCAGCCGCACCGGCCCAGAGGCCUUCUCAGGGAUGAUCCUGAAGGUGGAGGAGGAGACCUAGGGUCCGAGCCCCAUGGGGCCUUGACGGAGCUGGAGAGGACACAGGACAUCGCCAGUGUGCCCCUUCCGUCCUGCUGUUGCCCGUGGGCCCAGCAACCCCAGGGAGCGCCGGAGCGAGGUGUGCUCAGGGACAAUGCGGAGGACGGCAGAGCCCCACCUCCCAUCCUGCGUGUGGAGGUCAGGGCGCAUGCACGUGGGCAUAGUGCCCCCAGACCACCACCUGGCACGUAGACCCUGGAAGUAUGCCUCGGCCGGGCACCCAGAAGACACCCAGCGUGUGCCCUGGAGUGACUCCUGGAAGCCCCCCUGCUCUGCAGGUGUACAGACUGGGUGGGGGCUGGGCCCCUGCGUCUGCUUGAUUUUGCCUCAAGGGACCCAUGCCCGAGGGCCUGCGAUCAUUUCUCUGUUUAUGUCUAUGACGUGAGAUAAGUGUGUGCACAAAUAUUCCUUGGUACUGGACGGGGUGGGAUGCCAUUUUAUACCUACUGACUUUUUUUGGAAAAAAUAUUUUUCUUAUAUAAAUAUAAAAUAACAAUAUUAAAAAAAAAAAAAGACAGUGAUGAGGGUGAUGCGGACAGAAAAUGAGAUGGAGCUGGUCUGUCCUGGCUGUCUGUCCCCUGCGCUUUGCCCGCAGGCAGCCCUCAGCCCUCCCUGGGCUUGUGGUCCGCCUUGCCUGUGACCCCAGGGCGGGGCGGCCCCUCAGGGCGGCCCCAGGAGGCAGGCUCACGGCCAGCUUCCCCUUUGCCUCCUUCUCCGGACUUGUGAUAACAGCCUUUUCCGGAAGUAGGAAGCUGAGGUCCUGGCAGGAACUGGGUAGCGUGCUGACUUACGGGCUCCCGGGGCAGCCCGGCUCGGAAGGAGCUGAGCGCAGGGUGGGACCUACACAGAGGGAGGGAUGUUUCCGGGUUUCACUGUUCCCCACAGAGCCAGUGGCGAGUCAGUGACUCUUGUCCACAAAAGCGCCUGAGCCGCCUAGUGGCCCAUCCGGCCCUCUUCAGUGUGACCAGCGUCCUUCCAGCCCCCUCGUCCCUGUGGUCAGAUGUCCCCGGGUGUUCUCCAUGGUGGCUCCUUCUGCCCUGCAAAGCCUGGGUGUAUCUCAGGUCUGCUCUUGGUGGAUAAACUGCAGGUUAGGGGUGGUUCAAACUGUAAAGAGUCUGCCAGCAGUGUGGGAGAACUGGGUUCAAUCCCUGGGUUGGGAAGACUCGUGGAGAAGGAAAUGGCAACCCACUCCAGUGCUCUAGCCUGGAAAAUCCCAUGGAUGGAGGAGACUGGUAGGCUACAGUCCAUGGGGUCACAAAGAGUCGGACAUGACUGAGCGACUUCACUUUUACUAGGAGCCCAUGCAGGAAACAGCUUAAUGUGGGAAAAUUGAUGGUUGUAAAGGCUUUGCUGGUUUGCAGGGAGAAGUGAAAUAGCCAGGCUUGUCCCCUCCCUGCAACCCCCUUACCUCCCCAGUCACCCCAGCACUGAGCCGGAGGCAGCUCAGAGGCCGGCCCUGAGAUCCGGGAUCCCGACAGACGAGUCUCUCUGGGGGAGGGCCCCACAGGCCUUUGGGGGCCCCUCAGAGGGAGGAAGAAGCAUCACGUGAGCCCACGGGCAGUGGUCACGUAGUCUGCAGUGGGCAGGAGGGCCAGCAUCGCAGAGUGACGGGAGCAGAGCUUCAGGCCCGCCUGGUGCAGAGUGCUGGUGCGGAGGUCUGCACCCCGGGACCUGAGCAGGUGACUGUGUUAGAAGUUGAGGCUUUUAGAGGCGAUCGAGGUGAAGUGGGAUCCCUGGGGUGACCUCUACCUCAGCGUAAAGAAGAAAUCAGGGCAGAGACACCCGCGGGGGGACGGCCGCGUGAGGACCCGGGAGGAGGCAGCCAGCCACAUGCCGGGGGGGAGGCCCCAGGGGGGGACAGGCCUGCCAACCCUCGUCUCUGACCUCCCGCCUCCAGGACAUGGGGUGGGCAGGGGUUGCAUUUCUGUUGUUAGAGCUGCCGAGUCUGUGUUAUUUGAUGCGGCAGCUGCAGCUGGCCCAUGCAGACCCCCAAGGUAUCAAGCAGAUACCUAACAUAAGAUAGUUUCUAAGGAAUAUUUUAAAAAUGAGGUGAAGUCACAAAGAUGAGCCGUGGUAACAUGAUCACAAGUGACCCAGCGUGUCUGGAAAGGGCCAGUGACAACUUUUAAGAACAAAGAACUCGGCCGUGGCAUCCUUGGUCACAGAUGACAUGUGAGGCUUAGCCGGAGAAAUGGCAACGCGAUGGGGAACUUCAGAAACUGGGAAGGGUGACAGAGAAAUGAAAGGGUGCAGAGGACCAGAAGUCCAGCCUGGGUCUGGGCAGGGUCCCAGGAGAAGGAAAUCGAAUGAGGAAAGGCGGUGCGUGACCCCCUGACUCCCCCAUUCUGCAGACGGGGAGUGGGGGGCACGCACAACACCGGGUGGCUCCACGUGGUGGGAAACCUCGGCCCCUGAGCGGGAGGCUGGCUCAGGAAGGGGGACAGAGCGACAGCUCCCCCAGCUCGGUCACAGGCUCAGCAGAGGAGGCUGUGGGGAGACCAAGGCCCAGAGAGGGACUGUCAGCUGGAAUCAGGCCCCGGGCAAAACCCUCUCAGGACAAAGAGGACUGAAAGCUUGAGGGUUUGCUACCAAGAGACUCUGACAAGAGCCUCUGAAGGGUGGACUCAGUGAUGGUCCCGGGAGGAAGGUCUGUGCCAUGGGCAGUGAGCCAGGAAGCUGGUCAAUAAAGGACUCAGGUAAUAAAACUGUUUCA
This is a messenger RNA of Cervus elaphus (red deer), 5249 nucleotides long. It is a transcript of the gene TSNARE1, whose product is annotated as t-SNARE domain containing 1. The coding region runs from base 147 to 2498 and encodes 783 amino acids. The record is from RefSeq and is a predicted model, not a curated record. The transcript has 13 exons. Gene Ontology annotation, cellular component: nucleus; membrane. NCBI's taxonomy places the organism in Eukaryota, Metazoa, Chordata, Mammalia, Artiodactyla, Cervidae. Gene Ontology annotation, biological process: vesicle-mediated transport.